AUGUAUAGGGUCCGCUGGCCCUCAUCCGAAAUUAUUGUGUGCACAGUUCUCUAUGAUCCGGAUGCUUAUGUUUGCGACACGGUUCUGCCCCGACACGUGCCCGUCACGUGUUCACAUUCUAUCGAACAGUUACUGUUCGACUCUGAGGCGCGUUAUUUAAUGCCAACAAAUUUUUUAUUGCUGGUAAUAUUUUCUAUCUAUCUAUCUAUCUAUCUAUCUAUCUAUCUAUCUAUCUGUUUGGUUUGUUUUGUUUUACGGCAUAUCAACCUCAAUGGGUUAUUUAAUGCCGACAAAAUUUUUAUUGCUGGUAAUAUUUUUUAUCUAUCUAUCUAUCUAUCUAUCUAUCUAUCUAUCUAUCUAUCUAUCUAUCUAUCUCAAUAUAUAUAUAUAUGCAGACACUUCUUUGUAAACAAUGAUGACAUGUCCGGGAUAAAAUUCUUCUUCUUCUUCUUCUUCUUCUUCUUUUUUUUUUCCUCCUCCUCCUCCUUCUUUUUUCUUCUUCUUCUUCUUCUUCUUCUUCUUCUUCUUCUUCUUCUUCUUCUUCUUCUUCUUCUUUUUUACCUCCUCCCUCUUCUUCUUCUUUUUCUUCUUCUUUUUUUACCUCAUCCCUCUUCUUCUUCUUCUUCUUCUUUUCCUCCUCCUCCUUCUUCUUCUUCGUCUUCUCUACCUCCUUCUUCUUCUUCUUCUUCUUCUUUUUUCCUCCUCCUCCUCCUCCUUCUUCUUCUUCUUCUUCUCUACCUCCUUCUUCUUCUCUUCUCCUCCUCCUCCUCCUCCUCCUUCUUCUUCUUCUUCUACUUCUUCUUCUUCUUCUUUGUGUGGUAUCAGAAGAUCCCCGUGUCUACUGCUGUAAUUAAGGACGACUUCUCUCUCAAGGUUCCGUUCACGCAGGCCAAACAUUUUGACAGGACGCUUAAUGGAAUAAGCAUCGGACUCAGCAAAGAGGUGACAUCAAAGUGA
Acanthosepion pharaonis is the source of this 957-nucleotide messenger RNA. NCBI's taxonomy places the organism in Eukaryota, Metazoa, Mollusca, Cephalopoda, Sepiida, Sepiidae. The record is from the annotation of a GenBank genome assembly.